UUCAGUAGAGCGCGUUCAUCUCUUGAUAUCAACCACAUCAAAUUGCAGUUUCAGUUUCAUCAAUCUGGCAACGAACAGUCGUAUUUGAAGGGCAACAAGCAUGAGCCCAAUCCCCAAAGCUAACGAGCCAGGAAACAAUCCCCAGUCCACAAAAGAGGGAGAUGAGCUAGAGCCACCGCCCCAGGAUUACAACUCUGUGUUGAAUGCAGGUGAUAUGAGCAGUGAGGAGGAAGAUAGUGAUGAUGGUGGAGGAGCUGAGAUGGGAGGAGAUUCACAAUAUGGGGGCUAUCAACUCUUGAUGCAGGACCCAGAGCAUGCGGAUGAUGACAGUGAAGAUGGAGAUGAAGAUAGUGAAGAGAUGUCCUCUGCUGAACCUCAGUCAGGUGCCACAGGAAACCUCGAUGAUGAGAUAGAACAAGACCUGCCUCACCCACAUUCCCAAGACAGUCACACCAACACAGCCAAUGACCCAUCCAAACCAAACCUUCCCACCCAUCUUGCCAAACUCCUUCCAUCAGCCAACCCCUCCCCAGAUGCUGCCAGUGAGGUCAUGCACACCGACACACGAGUUACGCUUGAACAGAGGAAAGAAAAGAUGGCCGGCGAUGACCAGAUCCGAGCUGCAAUGGCGGGAAUUUCCUUACCGAUGGCAGCCGUCCCAUCAUGGGCCAGGGCAGUGGAUGAGAGUGACUGGAAAGAACAAUUAGUUUCUAGAAUACAGUGCAAGCAUGAGAAACAACCGCUAAGGACUGCAACUCAUUCGAAGGGGACCAGUACAAAGAGAUGAUUUUGAUGUUACAUUGUACAGAUAUAUUGUGUGUUUGUAUCCAAACCGUCUACCCAGUGUCUUGUUGGCUAUAACUUUCAAGAAGUGGUCAUUAUCCUUCUCUUGAAAGGUCUUAUAAGAACUGCUUGCAUCUUGUAGUAAAUUUAUAGGCCUCAAAACAAUUUCUUAGGCCACAAGUUUUAUGACUGAUAUGCAGUAUGUCACCAACCUUUUCUCAAAGAUCUGCUGUCACUGCUAUAAGCUGUCCCAAUAAAGAGAGAUUAUAAUGGUAAACAUUGUGUAGGUACAUGUAUAUUUAUGUUGAAAAUGUUUCUCAGUACCUUACAUGUGACUGUCACCUCAGUGUUUUGGUGGAUAUAGAUUUCACAAAGUCUUACUAAUCCCUCUCUUGAACAGUCAUAAAAGAACUGCCUGGGUUUGAUAGUAAAUUUACAGAAUGGGGGAAAAAAAAAUCCUUAUUCAAUAACUUUGUACAACUGUUCUACAGUAUGUUUUAUACCAAAUAUUUCUCUAAACAGCACAGGUUAGAAUUGUCCCACUAUUCAUAUUGAAAGUUUUAUCAUUAAAGGGCAAGUCCACCCCAGAAAAAAUAUUGAUUUGAAUAAAUAGAGAAAAAUCAAACUAGCAUAACGCCAAAAAUUUCAUUAAAAUCGGAUGUAAAAUAAGAAAGUUAUGACAUUUUAAAGUUUCGCUUAUUUUUCACAAAACGGUGAUAUGCACAACUCAGUGACAUGCAAAUGAGACAGUCGAUGAUGUCCCUCACUCACUAUUUAAAAUGGCCCUCAGAAACACUGUAAGUGUUGGGAUUAUGGCCUGUAGCUGGAGAUUGCUUUAUUUAUCUCACCAAAUAAAUCAGAGCUUAGUAUAAAUGUUGGCCCUAUUAUAUAGAGUCAUGUGUUUAGAUUAUUAGAAGACAUCUUGUGACCUUAGUGACAUUCCAAGAAAAGAAACAAAUGACAAAAUUUUCUAGAAAUGACAACAGACUGAAUGCAUGGAAGGGUCUUUGCAAGGACCAUCUUUCGUGUCAGCCAUUUAUUAUGAUGCAUUUACAAAAUAUACCAUGAACUUAGAACGAUUUAAUUGUUGAUAAAUAAUAUUUUUGUCCACUUCUACAAUUUGAUAAAAUGUGCUUGCAGAAAUUUUGUUUGUCUCGCCCACCAGAAGUGAAGUCCGUCACAAUCCUUAUGACAUCUAACUCUGCAACCGUAAGUUACUUUUCAACCAAACUUGGAUGGUAGAUGGACUUAGGGGACCUGCCUUUACCUGCAGUCGGAGGUCACAUGGUAAGGUCAAAGGUCAUUUUCAGGUCAACGUUAAAGUUUACAUGCAAGACUCUCUUAUGAUGCCUAACUCCGCAAUUGCAAGUCACUUUUCACCCAAACUUGGAGUGUCAAUGUAGUUAGGAGACCCGCAUGUCAUGCUGCAAUCAACGUUAAAGUUUUCCUUCAAGACUCUUAUGACACAUAACUCUGCAACCAUAAAUCACUUAUCAACCAAACUUGGAUAGUAGAUGUACGUAGGGGACCUGCAUGUUAUUGUGUUGGGAGGUCACAUGGUAUGGUCAAAGUUCAUUUCGAGGUCAACAUUAAAGUUUACGUGCAAGACUCAUGUCCAUCCCAGUCAUUUCACAAUGAAAUUUCGAUACAAUUCUGUUGCGAGCCCUCACAAAUCACAAUAUUUCUGGUUAUUUUCAUAAGUGGGCGAGACACAAAAUCGCUUAUGCCUUGAUAUUAAAAAGGUGUCUGAUAUGAUGCAUCAUAAUAUAUCUGCAACAUGAAAUAUGGUCCUUGCAAAUACAAUUUUGUGCAAUUGGUACUUUAUAGAUAUGCAAAACAGCGGACAGCAGAGGAAAACUAUUUGAUCUUUGAUAUUCAAUGGCCCGUAUUCUUAAAUCCAGUUUAACUCUGGGCAUACAGGUAUAACUUGGUUUUGAAAUUAUGGCAAGCUAGAAAUUCUAAAUUAACAUGAAUUCCUUUUUCUUCAUUUAUCUUUACUUGGCUCUUUUUUAAUGUUUUAAUGAUCAAGAGAACAAUUUCAGUAAUUCCCAGUUAUGAAUGAUUUGAGCGUCAGAGCUGAUGAUUUGAACUUGUAGUGUUAGAGAUACCUGUCACAAUUCGCUAUUCAUAAUUAAAACCACUUUUGACAAAACUUUACCCAAAAUUAAACCAAAGUUGGCAAUAUGGGCUUUAUUGUUGAAUAAUGUACAUGGUAAAGUUUUUCUUUCUUCAGAUCCUGCAGCAGUGGAAACAAUUUGAUCGUUGAUAAAUUCUUGAUCAAUAAAAGUCCUCUCCAACUGUCGUAAUUAUAUCUCAAUGCAUUUACAUUGGAUAUCAAUGAAAUCCGAAUAUUGUUCCGGUAUUCUCAUAAUUUAGUCCGUAAAAUAUGUUAGUCUUGUACCUUUUGUUAAUGUUGAUCAUGUAGCAAGUAAACAAUAAUAAUCAUGUAUUCUGGUCAGUUUAUAGAUAGAAUUGUUACCCAUUUUUAAAAUACUUUUAGCCCCAUAUACAUAUACAUUUUAAUACAAAAGAAAAGCAAAGGAAAAAAUAAGUGCUGCUGAAUAGAAGCAGCAUUAUAUGUAGCAUUUCUCAUUUCCAUUGCCAUUUUAUUGUUUUCGUGGGGGGGGGGGGGGUAAGUGAAGUAGCCAAAAUAAACAAUGACUGCAAAAGCAAGAUUGUAUGUUGCUUAUUCUUGGUAAUUUUGGAAAACAAUAAAUUUAUCGGUCUUCUAUACAUACAACGGCACAUAAUUUCAACUCCCUUGUCAGAAGAGGAUGUUAUAGAAUUUAUCAGGUUGUUGAGAAUAAGCACAUUGAUGCCCAUUUCAAAGCACAUAAAUUUUAAUGUUAAGCAAAUUACUUGGCUGGUAAGCAGUGAAAAUAAUUGUAUUUUGCGUUAUAAUAACUCUCACACAAUGUGAAGUUGUUUUGGCUUCUUAUGUGAUACUCCAAAAAUGUCCACAUCCUAUCACACAUGCUUGUUCCAUUCAUCUGUAAACAUUUGAAUUCCAAAAGCAAUGGGGAAAGUGGAUGAUGUGGAAGGUGCAUAUACAUAUAAAAUGAUGUUUUGAGUCCGAUAUGAUUUUUUCCUUAAAAUCAGACUUCAAAAAAUAAAAUUACAUUGAAAUACUUAGACUUACAAAUAAGACUUACAAGUAUGAUAUUCUUGUCAAUCUAUUUUGUUUGUAGAUAUGGUACAUUGAAUAAGUUUGACAAUUUGGAAUUUCCUAGGUGUAUCCAUAAGUUUUGUUUAUAUUCACUUGGUCUACAAGCAGUUGAUCUACUUUUCAGAUGGUCUAAUACCACAUCCAUGUGAUAUAUCUAUUUGGUCUUAACUACACUUGGUGUAAUACCAACUAAUUUCUAACCCAAACCCUUAUUUCUCAGUUUUUGUCUCACCUGCAUAGCAGAGUGAGACUAUAGGCGCCGCUUUUCCGACGGCGGCGGCGGCGUCAACACAAAAUCUUAACCUAAGGUUAAGUUUUCGAAAUGACAGCAUAACUUAUAAGGAAAUGGACCUAGUGCAUGAAACUUGGCCAAAAGAUUAAUCAAGUAUUACUGAACAUCUUGCCUGAGUUUCAGGUCACAUGACCAAGGUCAAAGGUCAUUUAGGGUCAAUGAACUUAGACCAUGUUGGGGGAAUCAACAUCAAAAUCUUAACCUAAGGUUACGUUUUUGAAAUGUCAUCAUAACUUCGAAAAUAUAUGGACCUAGUUCAUGAAACUUGGAUAUAAGGUUAAUCAAGUAUUACUGAACAUUGUGCUUGAGUUUCAUGUCACAUGACCAAGGUCAAAGGUCAUUUAGGGUCAAUGAACUGUGGCCAAAUUGGGGGUAUCUGUUGAAUUACCAUCAUAACUUUGAAAACUUAUUGGUCUAGUUCAUAAAACUUGGACAUAAGAGUAAUCAAGUAUCACUGAACAUCCUGUGCAAGUUUCAGGUCACAUGACCAACGUCAAAGGUCAAUGAACUUUGGCCAUAAUGGGAUAUCUGUUGAAUUACCAUCAUAACGUUGAAUGUUUAUGGAUCUGAUUCAUGAAACUUGGCCAUAAGAGUAACCAAGUAUCUUUGAACAUCUUGUGCGAGUUUCAGGUCACAUGACCAAAGUCAAAGGUCAUUUAAGGUCAUUGAACUUUAGCCAUUUUAGAGGUAAUUAUUAGAUUGCUGUCAUAACUUUCAAAGUUUAUAGAUAUAGUGUAUAAAAUGUGGAUAUAGGGGUAAUCAAAUAUCACUGACAAGUUUUAGGUCACAUGAUCAAGGUCAAAUGUCAAUGAACGUAGUAUUGUAUCAUCAUAUGAAUGGUGUUUUUUGUGAAUAAUUAUUUUAUAGUAGUUUUCAAAGUCAGCACUGCUGCUCUAUUGAAUGGCGUGAUGCAGGUGAGACAGCCAGAGGCAUUCCACUUGUUCAAAUAAACUAUUUGGUUUACAAAUAGUUUAUUUAACCAUAUAUGUACACCAAGUGGUAUUACACCAGGUAUUGUGAAAUAACAAUUGACAUCAAGCAACCAAUACAUGUACAACUGAAAAUGAAAUGUUUCUGAGGUACACUACCCUUGUAUAAUGCUACACUCCAUGAGGAAAUAUCUGGAAACUCACUUCACUAUUUCUUGCAUCUCAAAUACUUACCAAAUUACUUACAAGAAUGAUUCUGUCAAUACAAUUCUUAGUGCUUUAAUUACAGCCACAGAGGAAUAUAAAGCCGUUUGAUCUUAUGUGACAAUUUACUAACAAAUCACAUUUUGCAUUAAGUUUGAAAUGUUCCAAAAAGUAAAAUGGUUUUAUUUGUAGUUCGGUAUAAUGCUUGGAAUUAGGACUUGGAAUACUAAACUAAGAAUUAUGAAAACCUUGUGGCCAAAGUAUAAGUCUAAAUCAACUUUAAGUUGCAGCCAAUGACGUCAUUAUGAAUUGAAAUUGAACUUACUUUUAUUCUUAUAGGGACUCUCAGAAUAGACUGAUUUAGAUUUCAGUAUUGUCUGCUACUAGGAAUGUUGAUUUUCAGAUUUUAUAAACUGGAAUGUUCAUCUCACAUGCUAUUGCAAUUUCUUUGAAAAUGGGGUUGUAAGGGGUCGUGCAGUGUGCACUGGGGCUUAAAAUAUUUUUAUUUGUAAAGAGCAUAUAACAUGUAUUUUAUUAAAAUGUAUAUUGGCUUCAUGUAAUGACUGUAA
Molecule: messenger RNA, 5943 nt
Organism: Lytechinus pictus (painted urchin)
Lineage: Eukaryota; Metazoa; Echinodermata; Echinoidea; Temnopleuroida; Toxopneustidae
Exons: 3
Coding region: 101-787 (228 amino acids)
Biological process (GO): spermatogenesis
Source: RefSeq, a predicted model, not a curated record